Messenger RNA from Camponotus floridanus (Florida carpenter ant), 737 nucleotides. RefSeq lists its product as uncharacterized. The coding region runs from base 176 to 664 and encodes 162 amino acids. The transcript is spliced from 3 exons. Gene Ontology annotation, molecular function: protein binding. The record is from RefSeq and is a predicted model, not a curated record. Lineage: Eukaryota; Metazoa; Arthropoda; Insecta; Hymenoptera; Formicidae.
ACGGGACGCAAAACGAAAGAAAAGGCCGGCAUCGACGUACGACUCGUUAGUUCGGGCUAGGAGGUGAUAUAAAGGCGAACCGGGAUCUGUCUUGGCCCGAUUUGUUGCCUAUAACACGAAAGGAUCAGUUCGAUUUAGCGAGAAGCCCGUCACUGCCGCACCACUUUUCACCAUCAUGGUGGUGUGGGCGGUGUUGAUAUUGGUAGCGGUCGCGUUGACUGAUGCAGCGGUACCAGAUCCACCAGAAAAUCCUGGUAUCACUACGAUAGGCUCCAAGAAAUUGGCGACUGCCGCCGACUGCGCCGGGGUUGUCGCCUUCUCUGCUACUCAAGGCUCGGUAAAUGAAGCUAAACUCGUUCUCUCCGAGACACUGGUGGACAAAGGAGUCGGUUACGCGGCGGAGACAGGCAUCUUCACUACGCAUUGUCCAGGCCUCUACCAAUUCAGUUUCGCCGGGUAUGGUAGCCCGGACCUACGGUUAACGUUGAAACGCAAAUUGAACAAGUCUGACAGUUGGAGACCAAUUGUCAGCGUUGGUACAGGCGGAGGAAGCAAUCUUGUCCUACUGGACGUCGAAGCUGGUGAUCAGCUGGCUGUCUUCGUUGAAUCCGGAAAGAUCACCGACGGGGCUACCUUUACGGGCCAUCGCGUUUACAAAAGAUAAGCUGAAUCGUUAAAACCUUCAUUGACAUCAGAUUGAUCAUUGUUAUUUAAAAAAAUGAAAUUAUAAAGUACAA